Messenger RNA from Cloeon dipterum, 858 nucleotides. Its product is annotated as larval cuticle protein A3A-like. The record is from RefSeq and is a predicted model, not a curated record. Bases 123 to 719 code for a protein of 198 amino acids. Gene Ontology annotation, cellular component: extracellular matrix. The transcript has 3 exons. NCBI's taxonomy places the organism in Eukaryota, Metazoa, Arthropoda, Insecta, Ephemeroptera, Baetidae.
CAAGGGCCAACUCCCUUUCUUUAAGCCGAAUAAACGAGGGCAUUUCUUCACUCUGAAAAAUUUCUUGGUAUAAAUACUGAGCCGCGUCCAAUACCGAUCACACUUGAACUCACAAGCUCAACAUGUUCAGCAAGAUCCUCGCCCUCUCCGCCCUCGUGGCCGCCGCCUCCGCCGGUGUUGUCGCCCCUGCGCUGACCACCUACGCCGCCGCCCCUGCCUAUAGCUACGCGGCUGCCCCCGCCUACGGCUAUGCUGCCCCCGCCAUCGCCCGUGCCGCUUAUGCUGCCCCCGCUUACGGCUAUGCUGCCCCCAUUGCCCGCACUUAUGCCGCCCCCGCCCUUGCCAAGGUCGCCGUCCCCGCCGAAUUUGACGCCCACCCCCAAUACAGCUUCGCUUACUCCGUGUCCGACGCCCUGACCGGCGACAACAAGGAGCAGCACGAGAGCCGCGACGGUGAUGUUGUCCAGGGCUCUUACUCCCUCAUCGAGGCUGACGGCACCCGCCGCACCGUCGACUACACCGCCGACUCCGUCAACGGAUUCAACGCCGUCGUGCACAAGGAGGCCGCUGUCGCCAAGGCCGUCGUUGCCGCCCCCGUCGCCCACGCUACCUACGCCGCCCCCGCCUACGCCCGUGCCUAUGCCCCUGCUGCUUAUGCCGCCCCCGUCGCCCACGCCGCCUACGCCGCCCCCGCCUACGGCCGUGCCUACCUGGGUUAAGUGCUCAAAUCAGAACUGUUGAAGCAUGUAACUUAUUUUUUGAGUGAUCGUUUAUUGUUCGUGUUUUCAUGGUUUGGAAACCAUGGUUGUACAAGACUUACUUUCAAACAGAAUAAAUAGAUAAAUAUUUAAAAUCGAA